This is a messenger RNA of Micropterus salmoides (largemouth bass), 2688 nucleotides long. It is a transcript of the gene rhoub, whose product is annotated as ras homolog family member Ub. The record is from RefSeq and is a predicted model, not a curated record. Gene Ontology annotation, molecular function: GTP binding; GTPase activity. The transcript has 3 exons. Lineage: Eukaryota; Metazoa; Chordata; Actinopteri; Centrarchiformes; Centrarchidae. Gene Ontology annotation, biological process: small GTPase-mediated signal transduction. The coding region runs from base 192 to 923 and encodes 243 amino acids.
GUUGUAAACUGCAGAAAGUCUGUAGUCCUGAUGGUGAUCUGUCACAGUGGAUUUGGCAGCGCGCAGGAGAAGAGGAGAGGUUUUACGCACGAGUCCCGCUCGUGGUCAUAAGCAUCUGGAAAAGUUGUACUAGAGGAGGAACCCUGUUCUCAUGGUGGGUCCUCCAUCGCGGCGAAGUGCUGGCUGAUUGAAUGUCACCUCCAGUCAUCAUGGAACACGGACGGACCAUGGCCCCUCCGGUGCCCCCGCACAAACCCGCACCCAACCGGCCAGGGCAGGCGCAGGAGCGGCUGCUGAAGUGCAUCCUUCUCGGCGACGGAGCGGUGGGCAAAACCAGCCUGGUGGUCAGCUACACAACGAAUGGCUACCCAACCAAAUAUGUGCCUACUGCAUUUGAUGACUUCUCAGCUGUGGUUCAGGUGGAUGGAAACCCGGUUAGACUACAGUUGUGUGACACUGCAGGACAGGAUGAGUUCGACAAACUCCGCCACUUCUGCUACAGUCGGACUGAUGCCUUGCUGCUCUGCUUCAGUGUGGUCAGCCCUGCGUCCUUCCAAAAUGUCUGGGAGAAGUGGGUCCCCGAAAUCCGCCGUCGCUGCCCUCUCACGCCCAUCCUCCUCGUAGGCACGCAGUGCGACCUGCGGCAGGAUGUCAAAGUGCUGAUCGAGCUGGCGAGGCGACGGGAGAGGCCCGUGCUGGAGGAAGAUGCCAGAGCGCUGUCGGAAAAAAUUGGGGCAGUGACGUACAUUGAGUGCUCGGCGCUGACACAAAAGAAUCUGAAGGAGGUGUUUGAUGCGGCCAUUGCUGUGGGGCUGCGGCACUCUGACAGGAGAGCAAGGCGGGAGAGGAAGGUCCGCAGCACAGCCGAUAAGAUGAAGAUGCUCUCCAAGUCCUGGUGGAAGAAGUAUGUGUGUGUCCAGUAGGGGAGGGAGGAGAAGAUAUCCCUUUGACUGAUAAAACUGGAACUGCUUACUUAUUGGUGGGGACUGAGUUGGAUGUAAGGACUAUUUUUACAUUCACAAUCCAAGAUAUUGUGGCCAGAAUGACUUUAAAUGAGUGGAGCACAGAGGCAGAGUGUGCCAGGUUUUGGAUAUUUUCAGUUUGACCAGUAAAGAUCCCUUUGUUGAUGCCUAAACGACAGAGAGCAGAAGGCUAUAACCACUGUCUACUCCUCAGAGCCGUCUGAACUGUUAAAUAAGACUGUGACCAGCAUUCAACCAAACAUUAUGGAGCUAAUAAAGUAUUUUUGGCACAUGGACUGCAUGUCAUACUGCAUGUGCGCAAAAGAAAUGUGAGCUGUGAGGUGUUCAGACGGUGAUGUUGCGUACUAAAAGUAUAGUCCUCUUAUGUGUCUGAUUUGAUAACCGUCUUUAACAAAGUAUAACAUUUUAUGUGCUACACUGUAAUUCAGCCCUCCACUUUUGAUAGAUCCUUUUUAUUUCACUGAAAUCAGAACAUGGAGUUAAUAUACUUAAAUCCCCAAACAAAGAUACAGUAAUUCUUCUGUUGACAGUGAAACCUUGCACCUUGUUUCCUAAAUCAGAAGCAUCUACAACUCCCAGCAACAACUUGUUAAGAGUCAGAUGUGUAAAUGAUCACAUUUGUUUUAACUCAUUCUCUUUUGGAUUACAAUCAAAUGUAAAUGAGUAUGAAUAUUUUUUAAAUCUGUGACUUCUAGGGGAUGUUGAGUUGUGGUUUGAAGAUGUUGUAGUCAAGCCAUUUCAGUUCUGUCUAACUGCGAGCUUGUGGAGGGAUUACUCUACACCAGCUUGAGUAUGUGCCACAUUUUGAAGUGUUGAUACAGCUGUCGCACUGUUAGUUGACCACACAGUUAGAGGUCUGUAAGAUCUUCACCAAUGCACGCCUACUAACAUUAACAGAGUAAACCAAAUGCCUGUUGAUGCCGAUUGCCCAGCACAUGCCUGCUGUAGGUUUUUGUAGGUUAAGAAGUUUCAGUUGUUCACUUUGACUGAAAAGCUUUAACUGAAGGGUUACACUUGUGUAACUUCACUGUUACAAGGUUGCAGCAAUAAGUUGGGAGGUGCCACUGUACAUUGCACUUAACACACACAGUCUGUCCACAUCACUGAAGUCUUGCCUUGCAAUGGCCUUUGGACCAGUGGUGUGAAUUAGAUAUAGAGCAGUGCUUGAGAUGUAGGUUUACUGAACAGAAGUUGCUCAUCUGCAUGUUCCCUGCAUUACGCACUGGUUUGGAUGAUCACUUUCUUUGUCAUUGUAGUCAGGGCCUUAAACAGAUCAUUAUCCGCCUGUGUCUAGUAUAUUGGAGCUCUCUCCUCUUUUAAAAUGAUACAGUAAAUUCGGUGAAAUCACCAGAGAGACUGAUUCUAUGUUUGCUUCUUAUUUUUCAGAAGCCUGUCAUUCAGCUCUGUCUAUUUGUCUGUUCCCUCUGGGCCAAUAACUGAUCAACAGCAAUACAGAGCAGAUGUAUGAGAUAUUGUAUGUCAUUAUGUAUGUUACAUAGUAAUCAUUUAUGAUGUUUGUAAUGUCAUCAGGAUAAAUCUGUGUGUGCAUAUAUAAGUGACUCAGUCAUUGGCUGUGCUGUCCAACUCUAAAUGGUACUUAACAGUAUGAGUGUUUCAGUUGGUAUCUGUUUUUUGUUAGUUUUUUUGCAUGAAAGCAGUUUGUUGAGCUGUACGAGCGGAACAAAAUAAAAUGUGAAAUAUUUAA